Messenger RNA from Pseudogymnoascus verrucosus, 2455 nucleotides. RefSeq lists its product as uncharacterized. The coding region runs from base 555 to 2063 and encodes 502 amino acids. The transcript has 4 exons. NCBI's taxonomy places the organism in Eukaryota, Fungi, Ascomycota, Leotiomycetes, Thelebolales, Thelebolaceae. Gene Ontology annotation, cellular component: membrane. Gene Ontology annotation, biological process: proteolysis. The record is from RefSeq and is a predicted model, not a curated record. Gene Ontology annotation, molecular function: serine-type endopeptidase activity.
GCGCGUAUUUAGCGCACAUGUAUAAACAUUCAUACAAAAAUCAUUCUUUCUAUCUUCCCAUCUUUCCACCUUCUAUAUUUAUAUCGACACAUACCUUUGCAUUGGUGGCGCUGUCUGCACUAACAGCCACCACACACGACUUCACAGCCAAAGAUCGACGCCCCGACGAGGCCCCGACUCCACCCCAGACGCGCAACUCUUACCGUCGUCCUACCGUCCCGGUACUAGAUUUCUACGAAUCCAUUUGACCCAUCUACAACUCCACUUCCAAGCCUCAUUCUUCACGGCUUGUUCUGUUAUUUUGUCCCUUUAUCAACACUCUCUCUUAUACCCCGUUCUGUUCUUGUUUGUGAACGACUUCAUGACCUGCAAUCUAUCUCAUUUACCCUCUUAUUAUCAACAGCCUGUCGCUUAUCCAACGCGCGCAUCCGAACCAUUCACCCCCUUACGAAACGAUUCACAUCGAGAGACACAAGAGGGUCCAAUACACCAUCAAGGCGACACGUCCUCCAUAUCAUUGCCGCUGUCGCCCUAGAGGCUGAGGCAGGGCCAUAAUGGCGUACAACAACUCACAGCCAUAUCACAGCGGCGGGGCGCAAAACCAACAACCCUAUUACAGCAGCUACGACGACAACCGCGAACUCCCAAGACUACCCUCAUAUUCACCGCAGCCAGGCCAACCCAUAGUACCACAGCCCUCAAGUUCACCCUUCGUCGGCCCCUUCGACGACCACGUAUACCCUGCGAGCCACAAGGGAAGCAACGCAAGCCUGGCGGGGAACUCGCCAUACUACGGGCAAGGAGAGGCUACCCCAGGAACCUCCAACGACUUCAUACCCCUACAAGACCAACAGAGGCAAAAGACCCUACCAAUGCGCCACCAAUAUCCCUCGCAAGACCAUAUAUACGAUGCGGGACCCCCAGAGGACCCCCCGAAGCCGAGACGCAGAGGGUUGGGCAUGUUCAAGGGCGAGCCGGGUGUGAGGACGGCGUGGGUGGUCUGGUUCUUUACCACCAUCCAGAUUGCCGUCUUCAUUGCUGAGCUUGUCAAAUCUGGCCAGCUUACCGGCCUCCCGAUCCAAGUCAAGCCGACGUUCAACCCCAUGAUCGGCCCCUCCCCCUACGUCCUCAUCAGCAUGGGCACCCGCUACACGCCGUGCAUGCGCCGCAUGGACGCGAUCCAGAACACCACCGAGAUUACCUGGCCCUGUCCCUACUCCACCUCGACCGACCCCGACGCUGCCGAAAACGCCUGCACGCUUUCCCAGGCAUGCGGCUUCUACGGUGUUCCCGAGCCAGCCUACGAAAAGGGCCAGGCCGCGCCCAACCAGUGGUUCCGCUUCAUCACCCCGAUGUUCCUGCACGCGGGUCUUAUCCAUAUCGGUUUCAACCUUCUCCUCCAGGUCACCAUCGGCCGCGAGAUGGAGCAGUCCAUUGGCCCUAUCCGCUUCGCCCUCGUGUACCUCUCCUCGGGGAUCUUCGGCUUUGUCCUCGGUGGUAAUUUUGCUGCAUCGGGAAUAUCCUCCACCGGUGCUUCCGGCUCCCUCUUUGGCAUCAUCGCCCUCAUGCUCCUGGAGCUCCUCUACACGUGGUCCGAGCGCCCCAACCCCUGGAGAGAUCUUGCCUUCGUCGCCCUCGACAUCAUCAUCUCAUUCGUUCUCGGUCUCCUUCCCGGCCUGGACAACUUCUCCCACAUUGGUGGUUUCCUGAUGGGCCUCGCCAUUGGCAUCUGCAUCCUUCAUUCCCCUACUUCACUGAGCCGCAAGAUUGGCGCCGACGAGCCGCCGUACGAGACUGUUGGCAAGCGCGGGACCGGACCUAGUGAGGUGUCCCGCUUUGUGAAGGCACCGCUUGGGUUCUUUAAGGCGCGCAAGCCGUUGUGGUGGGUGUGGUGGCUUAUUCGCGCUGCGGCGCUGAUCCUCAUCCUGGUGCUGUUCAUUGUGCUCCUUAACAACUUCUAUAAAUACCAGAAGGAGUGCUCGUGGUGCAAGUACCUGAGUUGUCUGCCCGUGAAGGAUUGGUGCGAACAGGGCGAUCUUAAUUUCCAGAGUAAGGCAGGCUGAACCGUCGACAUCAUUGUCGAGGUCGAUGCCGACGGCGACGCCUUGAUGGUGUCGCGGUAAUUCGCAUGGCUACGGUGCAUCCUUAUGUAGGCAGCGCGCGAUUUGGCGAUUGCUUAUGGGGAUUUGGGACGGGGUGUCACCUUCCUACCAUAUUACAUAGCUUCGGAGAGGACGAAAAAGCAUAGGGACGGCGUUGCGUUGCCAGGCUUUCCGAGCACAUGGCUAAAUUAAUCCCAUACCAUGGUGGCAUUUCGCUUCUCAUGUAGUGUACAGCUAAGCAGACAGGAGUCGAUAGACUCUCAAGUGGAGAAAGGCAGACCGGUGGGGAAUAAACUGCUCCUCACGAAACAACGUUAAUUUUUGUACUGUAUCUCCAUGAUCUUGCCCGUCCC